Messenger RNA from Chanos chanos (milkfish), 12582 nucleotides. RefSeq names its product bassoon presynaptic cytomatrix protein a (gene bsna). Gene Ontology annotation, biological process: presynaptic active zone assembly; protein localization to synapse. The record is from RefSeq and is a predicted model, not a curated record. Gene Ontology annotation, molecular function: metal ion binding; structural constituent of presynaptic active zone. The transcript has 10 exons. The coding region runs from base 1 to 12582 and encodes 4193 amino acids. Gene Ontology annotation, cellular component: axon; GABA-ergic synapse; glutamatergic synapse. Lineage: Eukaryota; Metazoa; Chordata; Actinopteri; Gonorynchiformes; Chanidae.
AUGGGGAACGAAGCCAGCCUCGAGGGAGGCGGACAGCCGGGGGAAGGAGGCUCUAUGGUCGGGAUGACUGGAGCUCCGGGAUCGGUUUCAGCACCACCGGGUUCUGGACAGCUCAUCAAGCCUGUGAAUGGUGCAGCGGCCGGGGGUGGAGCAGCUACGGGACCCGGGGGAGGGAUGAACAGGAUGGGUGGACCUGGGGGACGACCACUCCAAAGCAACACUGUGCCAGGACCUAAGUCUGGUUACGGGGGAGGCGGGACUGGAAUGACUGGUAUGGUGGGAAGAGGAGACCCCUACAGACUGGCCACUCACGAGAGCCCCCUACCCAGCCAAGGCAGCCCAGCUCCUUCCCACCAAACCCAGCCGCCGUCCCAGAGCCCCGGACAGCACGCCUCCAGACGGAACCUGCAGGUGGACUUCAGCAGCGCCGGCGCGACGGGACGUUCGGGUCGGUCGCCGUCCGUGUCUCCAGACCGGGGCAGCGCCCCCACAUCUCCUUAUUCGGUGCCCCAAAUCGCGCCCAUGCCCAGUAGCAAGCUGUGCCCGAUCUGCAAUACCACAGAGCUGACGUCCACAGACGGAGCACCAAACUUCAACAAGUGUACGCAGUGUCGCACCACCGUGUGUAACCAGUGUGGGUUUAACCCCAACCCGCACCUCACUGAGGUUCAGGAAUGGUUGUGUUUGAAUUGCCAAAUGCAGAGAGCUCUGGGUAUGGAUAUGACUACGCCACGAUCCAAGAGCCAACAACAGAUCCACUCGCCAUCUCACCAACCCAAACCGGACCCCAUUCCCCAGGCCCAACCUCCAGCCCAGCCCAAACCUCAAACCAAGCCUCAGAUGCAGCCCCAGACCCAGCCACAACCCAAAAUCCAGCCCCAGGCUUCGCCUCAGGCCUCCGCAGGUCUGCCCAGACAGAGUGGACCGGCCACAUCUACCUACCAGACAGGACCUCAGACAGGACCGCAGCAGAGUGGAUAUCCUCCGGCAGGAGCUCCUCAAAGUGGACCUUCCUCUCAGAACCAGUUUGGGCCUAGAGGGCCGGGCAGUGCAUCCCUCCCUGGCUCACCGCGGAUCCCACACCCGGGUGCUGUGCCAUUACCGGGCCUGGCCAAGGCCCCCUCACAGCCGGACCUGGGUCGAGGAUCUCCGGCCCACCAAGCGGGUGCCCACGCUCAGAUCCGCAGCGCCGGGAGCUCCCCCGCCCGGAGACCCCAGUCUGCACCAGAACCCGCCCAGGACGGCCUGACCAAACUCUUUGGCUUUGGGGCGUCCCUUCUGAACCAGGCCAGCACCCUCAUCUCAGUGGAUCCCCUUCCCGGAGGCCCGUCUCCUCAACCAUCCCCCUCCCGAAAUGCCGGCCAGGGACCCAGGGUUCUCUUCAGCGAUGCCAACGCGGGGGCUAAACCUCCAGCUGCCGCCACCGCUGCUGGUGUAGGCAAACCCGGAGCAGGGGGUGGGAUGUUUCCACAAGGGCCACACGCCCCACCCCAGAAAACAGCCAAUCAGCAACAGUCGCCAGCACACAAGCAGCAGCAGCAGUCACCGUCGCAUACAGCCAAAAGUCAACAGCAGCCGCCGAGCACGACGCAGCAACAGAAAACCGCCCAGCAGCCCCAGCAGCAGACAUCCCCUCCCAAACCGGCCCAGACGGCCAGAGCCAAAGUCAGCUGUCCGCUGUGUAAGACCGAGCUGAACAUCGGCUCUGCAGACCCACCCAAUUACAACUCCUGUACCCAGUGCCACACACAGGUCUGCAACCUCUGUGGCUUCAACCCCACUCCUCACCUGGUGGAGAAGAAAGAAUGGCUUUGCCUGAACUGUCAGACACAGAGACUCAUGUCAGGAGGCCUCGAAGACCUACCUCUUCCUGUCCCUCAACCGUCUCCCAAACACCAACCGAUAGGCUCACCGCGGCAUCAACCUCCAACCAGUCAGCAGCAAGCUCAGCAGCCGCCCUUUCAGAAAUUGUCCAAUCAGCAACAGCCGGGGCCCAAGGCAGCACCACCCCAGCAAAAAGCUCCAGCGACUCAGUCGAGUGGUCCUCUCACCUCGACCGCUGUCAAACCAGCAGUGGAUACAAAACUACCGGAUCAAUCAACUCCUAUUCCAACCUCAACCCCUGCACCCAUCAGCGAGGCACAGAAGAAGGACAAAAUCGCCCUGAAAUCAGAUACAGAGCCUGAACCUGCCCCAGCAGUUGUCAAAGAGUCCAAACCAGCUCAAAAGAAGGGAAUAACAGAGCCAAUUACAGCUGUUUCUCCAGCUAAAGAUAAGAAGAAGGAGUCCCAGAAAUCAAGAUACGAGGAGACAAACAAGACAAACAGCACCCAUGACUUAUCAAGGAGCCCCCAGAGUUUGAGUGAUACAGGCUACUCAUCCGACGGCAUCUCCAGUUCACACAGUGAGAUCACUGGUCUUAUCCAGGAGGAGGAGAUGAAGCUGAGCGAGAGAGGACUGACUGGCCGCCUAACACCACCCAGCCCCUCUGAAAUCACCAAGUUGGAGAGUUCCAUGCGCCCUCUUCUGGAGUCCAAAGUUCCAUCCGAAGGGGAGAAGGCAAGGGACAGAGAGCGAGGUAGAGGAAGACACCACAGGGAUUCACGAGAGGGUGAAGACAGGAAGCACCGCCCUCACUCGCUGUCAAUCAGCCCUGAAGAGUAUGACUCUGAUGAGGAGCUAGAGGAUAUCCUCGAAGAGGAGGAGGAUCCGGCAGACUGGGAGGCCAAGCGAGAGCUUCGAGCAAUGGCUGCAGCUGGGGAUGACAGUGGCCGCAAGAAGAAGGCGGAGCCUGCGGAGUUAACGGAUGAGGAAUACAUGAGGAGACAGAUUAUGAAGAUGAGUGCAGAUGAAAUAAAUGAGGAUGAAGAAGAGGAAGAAGAGAUGGAGGAGGAAGAGGAGGAAGAGGAGGAUGAGGAGGAAGACGAAGGUUAUGGCUAUCAGAAGUCGAAAAAGACGCACAAGCACAUCAGUGACUCAGGGAAAGAGAAACGUCGCCUCACGCAUCAUUCAAGCAGCUUUGAAGAAGAGAGCAAGACGACCACCGAUGUCUACAAAGGCUCCGCUGAGGAUGGUGAAGAAGAUCUGAUGGCAUCCCAAGGAGGCUUACGACGAUUCAAGACCAUUGAGCUCAACAACACCAACAGCUAUGGCCGAGACAUGGAGCUCAGCAACGAGAAUGACCUAAGCCUUGACAGAGAACCUGAACUGGAGAUGGAGAGCCUCACAGGUUCCCCUGAGGAACGGUCAAGAGGGGAUUAUUCGUCUACACUUCCGCCAACCACUUCCAGCUACACCUCUGGAACAUCUCCUACCUCCAUCUCCUCCAUGGAAGAUGACAGUGACAGCAGCCCCAGCCGCAGACAGAGACUGGAGGAGGCCAAGCAGCAACGUAAAGCACGUCACCGGUCACAUGGCCCACUUCUGCCGACGAUUGAGGAUUCUUCAGAGGAGGACGAACUGAGAGAGGAAGAGGAGCUCCUGAGGGAACAAGAGAAAAUGAGGGAAGUGGAGCAGCAGAGGAUCCGAAGCACAGCCAGGAAAACUAAACGGGACAAGGAGGAGUUGAGAGCUCAGAGGCGCAGGGAGAGAUCCAAAACUCCCCCCAGUAACCUUUCCCCAAUUGAAGAUGCUUCCCCAACUGAGGAGUUGAGACAAGCUGCAGAGAUGGAGGAACUCCACCGUUCUUCGUGCUCCGAAUAUUCCCCCUCUGUUGACUCCGAGGCUGAGGGGUAUGAGAUGUCGUCCAAGCUCUAUAAAUCAGGCAGUGAAUACAACCUACCAACAUUUAUGUCACUGUACUCCCCAACUGAAAAACCUGAGACUACAUCAUCUGCCACAACCACCACCACCGCCAUGACCACCAUCACUGCAACAACUUCUUCGAGUGGCAAACCACUGAAGAGUGCAGAGGAAGUUUAUGAAGAAAUGAUGAGGAAAGCAGAGAUGCUGCAGAAGCAACAAAAGCAGCAGCAGCAACAGCAGCAGCAAACCCAUGCAGGGCAGCAAUAUAGCACUUAUCAGCAGGAGGACAUAAGGAAUGGGCAGCAGUAUGAGGAUGAGUAUGAGUAUAUCGAUCAAGACGACAUUGGCUAUGAUAAUGAAGAAAUUGAAGAUAUUUAUGAAGAGAUUCGCCAAACGUCCCAAAACAUCACCAAACAGCUGGAUGACCAAGGGGACAUUGAUGCACCUUACCCAGACAAACAGCUGUUGGAUACAGGCUCGGCAUUUGCAAAACUGCUGGAACAGAAUAAUGCUCUUCUGACUCCAGGCACCAGCCCAACUCAACUCUCAGCACCAGUGUCAUUCUCUGAAACAGGGACUGGAGGACGAAUACCUGACGUCCGUGUGACGCAGCAUUUCUCAAAAGAUGCACAAAAGGACAGACUACGAAGUCAAACUGGAAAAAAUGGCAUCACUCCUGCUGCCACCACUAUUACUGCCUAUGGAGUGUACGCACGAGAUACAGUUACUGUCUCGCAAACGAGUGUUAGCCAAACAGUGACCUCAACAGCAUCUACAUUGUAUGGACGGCAAAAGCCAACUAGUGUCACAACCACGACAGGUAUUUCAAAUGUCUCAAGUAAGAUAGCAGAGAUCACUCAGGCUUAUAGCCAAAGAGAGAGUGCUGGUAGAAGAAUGACAGAAAACAGAGGUGUCCAAAUGAGAGACAGCGCAACCUCAGCAGAAAUGAUUGCAGAAUCACAUUCACCAAAAGUCUACUCUUACUAUAAAGGGAGUCCUCCUCUUUCACCCACCUCUUCACCUACUCAUAGCCCGACCCCAUCUCCAUCCAGAAGAACUGCAGAGUUUUCAACACAAACAGUCAGCCCCUCUAUGAUAGCUCCAUCUGGAGGUUCCGGCCCCUCCUCCCCAGUUAUGGCUCAGGGCACUCAAACUCCUCACAGGUCUGUCUCACCGCGGCUCUUCAGGCAGCAGUCCUCUCAGGAUGCUCCAUUCAUGGUGAUUACUGUAGGGUCUGAGCCCACAAGUCCAUCAAAGCCAGUAACUGUAAAUACCGCCACGUCUCCAUUGUCCUCACCAACGAGGUUCAGCCGUCAGUCAACAUUUGAUGCCUAUUCUCCACCAGUCAGUCCACCUGACACGCCUCCACACCAGCAGUCUCCUCAACAUGGCUUUUACAGGACCCAUAGAGUUGAAAAAGUUAAUGUUGGCACAAGCAUGAUCACCACUGCAAGCACUUACACUCGUGGGUCACUCUCCAUGGAGAACAUAUCCCUUUGCAGGAUCUCUACAGUCCCUGGAACAUCCAGGGUUGAACCAGGUCACAGGCUUCAGGGUGGUAGUGUGGUAGAUCUGAGGACAGCCACAAAACCCGCUCCAGUCAUCAUGACUGAUCAAGGGAUGGACCUGACCUCUUUAGCCACAGAAUCACGCAAGUACUCUGGUAGUGCAGAAGGUAGUCCCAUCCGUCACACCACUACUAUCCAGCCUCUCAUUAUGAACCUGAAUGCCCAGGAACAGCCCUAUAUAGUAGCUUCAACUGCCACCACAGUUAGUGUCACUGUGGCUGCCUCUAUGUUUAUAUCCCAGCCGAAACAACCUGUGGUGUACGGUGAUCCCCUUCAGAACAGAGUUGACCUUGGUCAGGGCAUGGGAGCAGUAGUGUGCUUGGCUCAGAACAAGAUUAUUCCAACUGACCCAUCUAUACCAAAGAUUGAUGCUAAGCUGGAGGACCUGAGCAUUCAGCAGCAGCAGUUACUAAUGCAGCAACAGAAACUCCAGCAACAGCAACAACUCUUAGAGCAGCAGCUUCAACAGCACCAACAGCUACAGCAGCAACAGGCUGCCUCCUUUGCAAGGUUUAACCUAUCCACUCAGCUUCCAUUACUCAAGAAAGACCUGCUGGUCAGUCAGACGAGCACUGCCCCAGUGGUAAGCGCCAUUUCUCCAGCUUUAACACCUGAAAUAUAUGGAGCUGGAGGCCCUCUUGAACUAAAGGGCAAAGCACCAGCACCUGGUACUGUCAGCUUACCGUCUAUGAAGCCUCAUACCAUGGUGGUCCAAAUGGAUGGUGCUCCACAAGGGGCUGCAGUGACCCAGUUAGUCAAACCAGAGGAAGGUCAGGAUGCCAUGGAUUUAACAGGGCAAAUUAAGGCAGAUAAUCAAGUGGCGUGCUGUGAUGUUGUUUACCGCCUGCCCUUUGGGGGCAGCUGCGUAGGUGGUCCAUUUUCUCAAAAACCAGCAGCAGAUGAAAAAGCAGCUGUCACAGAGCCCUCUAGACCCCCCUCUGCACCACCACAGCUCUAUCAGCCACUACAUUCAGGGCAGGACAGUCAGACAUAUCAGGAUGUGUCUAUGAAGUCUUACACACUACCCUUCCCUGGCCGAUUACAACCAUCUAUGUCUGAGACAAACCUUGCUGAAGGUCUACAGUCCUACCAGUCAAAACUGGAUUCACAUCUGCAGGCCUCUGGAGAGUUGGCCAUGGACCUAAGCACAAUGAAGCAUGGAUAUGAGGGAGGCUACCUUGGGAUGGGGCUACAGUAUGGCUCCUAUACAGAUCUGCGCCAUGAGGGUGAUGUGACAGCUCCGCCAAUACCCAUAAGAAGGUAUAGCUCCUUGUCCAACAUCAGCUCAGACUAUGGAUAUUCCUCCCGUGAUCUUGCCAGUUUUCAGGAAUCUAAUCUAGCCCAGUAUAGCGCCACUACUGCUAGGGAGAUCAGCCGAAUGUGUGCCGCCCUAAAUUCAAUGGACCGAUAUGGGAGCAACCCAGACCUCCACCAGUUUGGUACUAGCAGGGGAACUGGUCCUCCAAGUCGAAUUAACCUACCACAAGGUCUCAGACCUAACUUUAUGUAUGGCCCAGACGGGAAGCUUCUUUCCCACAGUCAAGCACUCACCAAUCUCAUAAAUGCGAGGCAAGCAAGCCUUCGGGCUCUCUACCCGUCUGCAAUGAGAUCGGCUGAUGGUAUGAUCUACUCCACUAUCAACACUCCAAUUGCUUCCACUGUGCCAAUCACUACUCAGCCUGCCUCUGUGCUUCGUCCACUACUGAGAGGUGUGUACAGACCUCAUCCCACUCCAAACAUGACACCAGUGCCUCUGGCCAGCCUCACUAGAGUACCUGUUACUCCCAGGAUGCCUCUUUCUGGACAGGCACCUUACCGUUACCCAACUCCUAGCACCCUUCCUGUAUCUGCCUCUGCUCCUAUAAGCGAAUCUCCCACUGUCACAACUGUCCAGGAUGCCCCUAUGUAUCUUGGAAAACCAGCUGUUAGCACUUCAACCUCUGGAACUGUGUCUGCACCCUUAUCAGCAACUCAACCUACCACUGCACAGACCACUACCACAACUGUGCCUAUGUCAUCUACAGUGAGUAUACCAAAUAAUCAGCCACAACUGCAGCCAAUGAAUUUGACUCAGCCUCACCUGCACACUCAGACCUCUGCACAGCCCCCUGUUCAGCCUCAGCCUCCGCCAGCACAUGCUUAUCAUCCAACACACACUCAAAUACCUGGCCAACCUCAGUCUAUUGCCCAGCCACCUAUUCCAACUCCAGCAGCUACUACCGCUACUGUUGGAGGUUCUAUCCCUAGCACAGAAAAGGAGACAGAGGAAGAGAGAUUACAUCGUCAGCAAGAACAGUUGUUGCAGUUGGAGAGGGAACGUGUGGAGCUGGAGAAACUAAGACAGCUGCGGCUUCAAGAAGAACUAGAAAGGGAACGUGCUGAACUGCAACGGCACAGGGAAAAAGAACAGAUGUUGGUUCAAAGGGAGAUCCAAGAGCUCCAAACAAUCAAGCAGCAGGUUAUACAACAACAACAGGCAGAGAGAGAAAGCCAGCUAGUCAUGCAGAGGGAACAGCUUGCUCAACAAAAGCAGCAACUUGACCAGAUUCAAUCUUUGCAACAGCAAUUGCAGCAGCAGCUUGAAGAACAAAAAAGACAGAAGACUGCUGCGGCUGCAGCUGCGGCUGCAGCUGCUGCUACCAAUGCCCAGCUGAUCUGUGACCCAACUGGCAGAAUAGUGCAGACACAGGACCUUGCCCCAGAAAUUCAUUAUGGGGAGCUUCAGGUCUCUUCCAGGUCCCUACCCAACUCUUCAUCUGAAAUGUGUCUGAGGAACAGUGAGGAGCAGCUAGAGACCAGGUCCAUGCGGAAACAGAGAUCUUUACCUCGCUUGCAGGAUGGGGGAGAUGGGGAGGUGCAAAUGUUCCCUUUGACCCGGAGAAUUGUAGACAGCAGUGUGCAGACAGAUGAUGAAGAUGGAGAAGAUAGGUACCUGAUGUCUAGGCGGAGAAGGACAAGGCGCAGCGUAGACUGUAGUGUCCAGACAGAUGAUGACGAGGACAAGGUAGAGUGGGAACAGCCAGUCAGACGCAGGCGCUCCCGUUUCUCUAGACAUUCUGAAUCAGGUGCUGACUCAAAGACUGAAACCACUACAAGUACCACAGCAACUAAAGUGGCUUCCUCCAGCAUUGCCAUCCAAACCAUUCGAGACUGCUCCUGCCAAACAGAGACCGACCAGUUGGGGAGGGUUUCUCCUGCCAUACAUGUCACAGUACCUGACCCCAACAAAGUUGAAAUUGUCCACUAUAUAUCCGGACCAGAGAGGACCCAAAAGGGUCAAAGUUUAGCCUGCCAAACUGACCCUGAAGCCCAGUCACAGGGUGUAGUUAUUCCACAGAUUAGUGUAGCCACCACAGUCAGUCCUUACUCCACCAGUGUUCAACUUGUUGGUUCAGCAGAUCCACUCUCCCCUCGCCAGCAAGGUGUUGCUAAGUUUGAGAGGCGGCGACCAGAUCCUUUGGAGAUCAGCUAUCAGCAGCACCUGCACAACGAGUCCCUGUCCAGCCUGAUCCGGCAGCAACCCAAGUCCCCUCAGGUGCUGUACUCUCCUGUCUCUCCACUGUCUUCACCUCAUCGCAUGAUAGAAACCUCAUUCUCCUGCAGUGAGAGGUUGAAUAAGGCCCAUGUCACUCCGCAGCAGAAAUCCUACACGGCUGAGUCACCCCAGAGGCACCAGACGCUGCCCAGGCCGAUGAAGAACGUCCAGCGGUCAAUGUCAGACCCCAAGCCUCUCAGCCCCACCACAGAUGAACAAGCAAAGGCAAGGUUAUCCCUCUACCAGCAGCAAGCUCUACAAAGUCAGCUGGCAGCCCUGCAGCAGAGCUCCCUCCUGAGGAAGGUGAAGCGAACCCUGCCUAGCCCCCCGCCCGAGGAAACUCAGCUGCCAGUGGUCACCCCUGCCCUGCCCCAGAUGUUCAUGCCCUCUGUGCCCUCUCUGAAGGCUGCUUCACGCCCAGGUCUUGCAGCUAAAGCCAGUCUUCUUAAAGACCUGACCCAUGAGCUGAAGGCAGUUGAGCAGGAGUCCACCAAGCUCCGCAAACAGCAGGCGGAGCUAGAGGAGGAGGAGAAAGAGAUUGAUGCUAAGCUCCGCUACUUAGAAAUGGGCAUCACACAGCGGAAGGAUGCCCUGGUGAAAGAGAGAGAGAGGAGGGAGCUGGCCUACUUGCGCUGCAUGGGUGAUGCCCGAGACUACGUGUCAGACUCGGAGUUAAACAACUUGCGGCUGGCAGCUGCUGCUGCAUCCUUCGAGACGAAUGGGAUAUUGACCAGACCCAGCACGGCACCUCUCAGCCAGUUUACCAGUGAGCUGAACACUGCUGCUCAGUAUCCUCCCACCUCAUCCUUUGUCUCUUACCAGUACCCACAGAGCCAGCCAGCAGCACCCACCCCGCAGGCCUCCACUCCAUACCAGAGCACUGGCUUCAACCAGCCUCCCUACCCAACUGUCUCCCAAGCACAGGCUCUCCCUCAGCCUACUCCCCUGCAGACCCACCAUCCUACUCCAUCCUAUCAAGCCCCAGGGACCUUCCCCUCCCAAAGCUUCCCACAGAGCCAGCCCCCAUACCCAACAGACCAUGCAGUGCAACCUCCAGCUCAACCAAGUCAUCCAGGGUUCCAGCCUCCUCCUCCACCACCUGCUGGUCCAACUCCAUACCCAACCCACACCACUCCAUACCCGAGCCAGGCACCCCCCUACCCGGUCAGCCAGGCAAGUACCUACCAACCACAGGCAGAUAUCCUCACUGUCCACCAGAGGCCACGACAGACCUCACUGGCUGACCUUGAGCACAAGAUGCCCACUAACUAUGAGGUCAUAAGCAAUCCUACUGUUGUUGUGACAACCACUGCCCAAGAUGCCACUUAUGGCCAGCCCAGUGUGGCUCCAUCAUAUGGACAGUACAGCACAACAUUGGCUAGCACUUAUGGGCCAUACUCCACCUCUGUUUCAAGCACUUAUGGUGGGUAUCCAACAACCACAGCAAGUUCAUAUGGGCAAUACACCACAACUGCAACAAGUAGCUAUGGGCAAUACACAACAACUAUAGCAAAUACCUAUGGAUACACUACAACCACAGCCAGUUCAUAUGGGCAGUACACUACCACAGUAGCCAACACAUAUGGGCAGACAACACUGUCCGACCGACUACAUUCAGUGGACAGUCCCUCUACGUAUACCGGUGAUGGCCUGUAUGGCUCCUCCAACCUGGAGCAGAAUAUUCCAAGGAACUACAUGAUGAUUGAUGAUGUCAAUGAGCUAACUAAGGAGGGCAUGGGCAGCACCUCAGAUCCACACCGCAGUGAGGGCCACGGGCGCUACGGGGGCGAUGGACUGCACACGCGAGGGGGGAGCUCCUACGGCAGACCAGAAGAGGAGCGUGACGAAGAGCUGUACGACCAUCACCAUGGCAGGGGUAAGAGCACCGGCAGCUACCUUGCGCGAGGGGCAGACACGCAUGGCCGGGUAGUGGGCAGCAGUAGCAUGGGUGGGGGAUCGUCGUAUUACUAUGACGACUACAAACAUUCGGCAACGGCCUCACGAAGACACUCCUCCAAAAGCCUAGCUCCAGCGGUCAUGUCCACCAAGAGGAGCAAGCAUCGGAAGCAAGGCAUUGAGCAGAAGAUUUCCAAAUUCUCCCCUAUCGAAGAGGCACGUGACGUGGAGGCCGACCUGGCCUCCUAUACCAUGAGCACCUCCACCACCAGUGGCUAUGGCUCAGGAUCCCGCUCCAGAAAGCUCCACGAUGACUUUGGCUAUGGGUUGCGUCACAGUGCGUAUGACUCCCACCGGAGCUAUUACGGGGAAGAUGAACGACUGUACCACCAUGGCAGGUCACGCUCUACUGGCUAUGGCAUGGACAAGAUCUCAUCCCGGGACACAGGCUACCGGAGCAGGUCGUACGAACGUGACUACACUGACCGUUCUUACAGGAGUGGCUAUAGCCGCAGCGGGCGUCCCACCUUGCGUUCCCAGUAUUCUGAGGAGGAGAGCCCGCUCAGCCCCAUGGGGAAGCCCGUGGGUGUUGGGCGAGGCUCAAUGGGGCCAGAUCCAAGCAAUCCCUAUGGCUCCAGUCACUCUCUGCCUGAUGUGCAGGACCACAUUCGAGACCUACCAAGGACCCACGUCUACAAACCCGAUGAUAUGUACAUUAUAGACGAUAUGCAUUGCGCUGUUUCUGACAGCGAAGCCUACCACCUUGGCCAGGAGGAGACCGACUGGUUCGAGAAACCGCGUGACGCCCGCGGCUCCCGUCACUACAGCAGCAGUGGACACUCCUCCUCUGGGAGGCGUGGCCACGUCAAACACACUUACCAUGACUACGACGAACCUCCAGAGGAAGACCUCUGGCCACAGGACGACUAUGGUCACUCCCGUCACAGCUCUUCAAGGGAACAUCGUCACCAUGGGAGCAGCAGCUCUGGCAGACACUCAUCGUCUCGACACUCAGAUGAGCCACGCUCAUCCCGAUCAUCACGCUCUUCCAAGGACCCCUCCAUGCGCCACGACUCCCGUUCCAUGUCCUCAUCUUCGGGGAAGAGGAGCGACUCACGCUCUCAGGGCUACCACUCUUCAGACUACUCUCGGGACCCUUCUGGUCACCACCACAGCUCACGUUCUGGGAAGCAGUCGUCUCAUCAUCAAGGCUCCUCUAGCCGAAAGCAGCAGCAGCAGCAGCAGCAGCAGCAAGAUCUUCAGGGCCAUCCGUCCUCAUCCUCGUCCUCCAGGCAGCCUGGCACCUCUGGACCAGGGCAGAGGGGGCCAGGUGGGCCUGCAGGGUCAAGCAGGCAGAGUGGAUCCCAGCAGCCACCUGAUGGGCAGCAGAGUCAGCGAACACAACUGCAGCAGCAACAGCAGACGUCAGCUGCCAGGCCAGGACAGCAGACACCUGCAGGGGCUGCCACAGCACAGCAGCCAGCUCAGGCUCAACAGCUGCAGGCCAAACCGGGUCAGGCUGCCCCAACUGCACGACAACCAGGUGCAGGACCACAGCCAACCCCAGCUGCGACCAAGCCUGAGCCCACCCCUGUUACUGCAAUUGGAGCAAAAGCAGCCACUGUACAACCUGCCAAAACAGCCCAGCCUCCGCUCACAGGGAUAGGUUCUAAGGCAGCCCCGCGGCCUGGUGGUAUAGGCAGUGCUGCAGCAGGUCAAACUGGUAUGGAGGGAGAGAGCAUGCUGUCAAAGAUCCUGCCUGGAGGAGCAGCAGAGCAGGCUGGAAAACUGGGAGAAGCCAUCUCUGGAUUUGGCAAAAAGUUCACCUCAUUGUGGUGA